This is a messenger RNA of Pectinophora gossypiella (pink bollworm), 7145 nucleotides long. RefSeq names its product protein tramtrack, alpha isoform-like. The record is from RefSeq and is a predicted model, not a curated record. Gene Ontology annotation, molecular function: protein binding. Gene Ontology annotation, cellular component: nucleus. Lineage: Eukaryota; Metazoa; Arthropoda; Insecta; Lepidoptera; Gelechiidae. The transcript is spliced from 3 exons. Gene Ontology annotation, biological process: regulation of transcription by RNA polymerase II. Bases 639 to 2291 code for a protein of 550 amino acids.
UAUUAAAAAUACUUCCGACUCCACAAACGCGCGCGGAUUUUUUGUUCGUAUCCUGUUAAAAUUUGUGAAACAAUCAAAAAGUACAAUUACAUUUUAAAAAGUGAAUAAUUUGUUACAUCUUAAUUGAUUGUUAAAAAAACUUUCCUGAAAAUAACUCAAAACUUUGGUGUCUGUGUCUUUUCAAACGAAAAAAAAAUUGUAAAAGAGCGCCCCGCGAUCUAUUUUCCGUGUGGGUUCGGGUGCGUUCGUUGCGAAAAGUGGCGGCAAUCGGGCAUCUUCGGCGGCGGUCGCCGCGAGGAGCGUCCUACCAACCCCGCCCGUGGGGGACAGAGACGGAGCACGCUGCUGACAUGGCGACAACACGAAUGGAUUGAUGUUUUUCACGUGGAAAACUCAUCCCUCGAACAUAUCUAGAUGUUCCCCUGCGCCCGUCAAGCGAAAAGCACUGACAUUAUGAAAAACUUUAAUUGAAAUGGCUUUUAAAAAGUAAACAUUAUCUAUUGUUGACGUUUUGUUGUAUUGUUCAUGGAACAAGAGAGAAUACUUAUGUAUACAUUAUUGAGAAAUUGUUGGAAUAGAUUUUAAGUCUGAUCUGCUGAAUCAUAUCUUCCAAAGAAAGUAUCUACACAGAAGGAAAGAUGGCUACACAAAGAUUUUGUUUGAGAUGGAACAAUCACCAGUCGAACAUGCUGUCGGUGUUCGACCAGUUGCUGCAUGCGGAGACGUUCACCGACGUCACCCUCGCCGUGGACGGCCAACUGCUGAAGGCGCACAAAAUGGUUCUAUCGGCGUGCAGCCCCUACUUCCAGGCUUUGUUUGUCAACCAUCAAGAAAAACAUCCUAUUGUCAUACUGAAGGAUGUUCCCUAUUCGGACAUGAAAAGCUUAUUAGAUUUUAUGUACAGAGGAGAAGUGAGCGUUGACCAGGAAAGGUUAACGGCUUUCUUAAAAGUAGCCGAGAGUCUAAGGAUAAAGGGCCUCACUGAAGUUAACGAGGAGAAAUGCGAUAUUCCAGCCCUUACCAACUCGCUAAUACAACAACAGGGUGGUAACGCCUCCGCUCAUACUCCCCCACCUCAACUACACAGAAUACAUCCAUACAUGCACCAAAAGCGGCCCGCUUCUGGAAUGCCCUCGGGAGGAGCACCUCCCAAUCUACUAAUGCCAUUGUUGGGCAACGCACUAAUGCAACCGAAAAGAAAACGAGGCCGACCAAGAAAGCUCAGUGGAAGUUCUAGUGACGCCUUAAACACGGCAGCUAGUCCACCAGGCGAGUUCGUACCGGAGUCGGCGUCUCACGCUAACUCCAACCGCGCCGGCGACCAGCUGAUCCGAGGCUCCCCGGAAAUGCUGGAGGUGAAGAUGUCCAUGGACGGGUUCAGCGCGGAGGAUGGCGGCACGUCGGGCGGCGAGGAGGGCGGUGAGGCACUGCUCAUCGACGAGGGUGAUGACGCGCAGUCCACCGACGCUCUCGCCGGCAAAGACUCCGAAACCGCAGAUCCCGAUAAAGCGCCCAAAGAGGAAUCCCAGCAAAACUAUCCAAGCAAUGGUCCCGUGCUAUCUAUCGAAAACGGAUCGAUAAAGCAGGAGCCGGCUUCCGACGCCACCGACGGCUACAACGAGCCCAUCGAAUACAAAUACAAUCCCGACAGAAGCCGCGAAAACUCCAAUUCACAAGAAGGCCCUCUCAAAGACACCGAUGACAAAAUCAGACUAGGUCGUAACUUAAAGCCAAAGAAUAGUAAAAAACUACUACCCCAAAUGUCAAAAAUUAGAGCCCGAAACUUAUUCAAUCAGCUCUCUGGUCUUUCUAACUUAAAUCCGGCGCUUAAUAGUUUUGAUAAGUUUCCUCCCGAGACUGUACUAAUGCCGGCCCUCGCUACACAGCUCUUUGCUGCCGAGCUGGAACAAAAUAAUCUGAAUUUGGCUAACAAUGAGGUGGCAGACUUGUCGCAAACCAACUGGGAACACCGCAUAUUCCCUUCUCCUAUCAGGAAGAAUAAUAUGGGAAGUGUAGGUAACUACCAUGAGGAAACUAACGAGUCUGUGAGGGAUUACUGCAUCAAAGAAGGUGAAAAUGUCUUUAGGUGCAAAAUAUGCGCCCGUGUAUACACUCAUAUCAGCAAUUUCUGUCGCCAUUAUGUUACUUCGCAUAAAAAGGACGUCAAGGUGUUCCCAUGUCCGAUUUGCUUCAAGGAGUUCACUCGAAAAGAUAACAUGAUUGCACAUCUUAAGAUAAUACACAAAAAUCAGCCCAACGCCAAUGAACAAAUGGCAAAACAAGAGUCUUAAUCAAAUUGGCAGAAUAGUCAUUACUCAGCAUAUUUUGAAGUGGAAGUAAAAGAUCUGAUUACAGCGAGAGUAGGGUUCACUCACCUCUUAACCAGAUGAAUUCGAAAUAGUAUGUAACAUAUAGAUUGCCGUUGAAUAGGUCUCGAGCUCUAUGUUUCACAAUGUAUCAAUAAGUUUGUUGAUAUUAACGAUAUAGAAGUCGUUUGUUGUUAUAAUUAUCUAUUUAUUUAUGUUGUUCCAUUGUUUCUCACGAGUGCUGAUUUCAAAGAGAUUUAAGAAAUAUUCUUUAAUUUACUUGUUAUUUUGCACUUAAUUGUUACUUAAUUUUAUUACUUACAAAAUUUUCAGGGUACAAAGCAACUACUCAUGGUGAUCGUUAAUUCAAAUGUAGUCUAUUCAAUUACUGUUUAUAUUCUGAUUAUUACAUGCAAUUCUCAUUGAACUGAAUUAGUUAGUUAAAUUAGUCUAGUAGUUAUAUUAACGAGCGUAGCAAUGGCGAGGCCUUUUAUAAGUCACUAUGGCAGCUAUAGCUGUCGAUAGCGACCUGCCCGCUGGUCCGUGGACGAGGCUCUAUAUAUUGACUGGAAAGGCUCGAUAUCUAGCCGCCAUUGUGUAGUGGUGUAAAUGCAUUUUCAUUUAACUUGCCUUAUUAGUGAUCUUAGUUGUAAAUAACGAUUUGACUUCUCCGAAGUAGAACUCAACACAGGCUAUGAUUUUAAUAUCUAGAAUUGUUAAGAUUAAUUUAUAAUAUUUUAUUAAUGUUGAAAUAUUUGGUUGUAUAUGUUAUGCUAUUCAGAGACGCGUGUAUCUAAUUACAGCGUAAUAGAAACAAAUCUUAAAUGAACGUAGCAUCAAAUCUCAUUGCAGCGAAGAACGUAGAAAAUUAAAUCACACCUAUUUAUAAUUUAUGAAUUGUAAUUAUAAACACCUUCAGUUCCUGUGCGAUUAUAAGCCCCAAAUUCCAAAAGAUAGAAAGGUACGAGUUAAAAUUAGCAAAAGAGAACUCUUAUUUCUUAUCAAUAGACAAUUUAUUAUGUAAACUAUAUCUAUCUACCGACUAUACACGUGUACGUCAAAGACAAUAUUGUACGAGGCUAGUAAGUACAUACCUAUUUAUUACAAAGUUUAAACAUGCAAAGAGUAGUUAAGAAGCUCCUCAGAAAUAUUCUCAUUUUUAUUGCUAUGAAAUGUUAUAAUUGUAACAGUUUAUUUGGAAAAUGAAAAGAAUAAAUCUAUUUAAAUGUAAAUAUUUUGAAGAUAGAACUUGGCGUUGUUAUAAAAGUGAUUAGCAAGGUGCUUUGAAAGAACUUAUUGAUAACUGGAAUCAUGAGAUGAUUUGUAAAUUAUAUUUUAGUAGGAAUCAAAAUGCCUUAAAUAUUAAAUAAGGAAAGUACUUAUAAAUUAUUUAGUUAAAACUUAGAGGCAAAAUGUAGUCUUCCAUGUAACUAUAGCAACACUUUUUGUCACUGAAGGACUCUGGGACCCAUCACUGGAUACAAAUAGGUUGAUCAGGUGUUCAAUGUUACACCAUGUAAACAAUAUUUUCCACUGUCUUAUUGAUUGUGGGGCCCAAAGUUCAUUACUGUCUAGUGGUUAAAACCUAGAUUUAUCAUGACCACUACUAUAGGUAUUUCAUGAAUAUCGUGCGUUAACGAGGCGCAUUGUCUACAACUAAAUACUCAGAUAAUAUUUACUUCUAUAGAACCUACUUCGACACGAAUUUCGUUUGUGAAACCCCAGAUAAAUUCCAAAAUAUUAAAUGUAGGUCCAGGGAACGCUUGCCUAUUAGUGUGCCUUUACUUGUAUAUAAGUUAAAUAUUUAUCGACUACUAGAUGACUAAGAAAUUUCAAAGAAUGUUAUGUAUAUUUAUUUAUUUUCAUUAUUCAGAGUUUACAAUCUAUAUACUUUAAGAAGCUUCCUUAGAAAUAGAAACCUUUUAGGCCCAAGUAGUUAAAAAUAAAAUUUAUAUAUUUAAAAAUAAGAAUAUCAUCUCAUGUUUCCCAUUUUAUUUGGAAAGCAAAAGAACUAAUGUUUUGAGAAGUUAAUAAUUAAUGAAAUCGUAAGAUUCGAGGCGACUUAGUCUUGAUAAAUCAAUAUUAAGACUGUUUAAAUUCAUAAAACGAAUUUAUUGUACCUUCAUAAACUUUAUAAUGAAAAUUUAUCUUGGACAAUGAUAGGUACUUAAUGGGGAAAUUAGAUUAAGGUGAGGCUAUUACUGAAAAUUUUCGAAAAUCUCUUACUUAUUAUAGUCAAUUUAGCCAGUGCCUAAGCUUAAUCCAUUCUACACCGUAUCUUAACUUAGUAUUUUUUUUUAUAAGAUAUGAAAGAAGUACCGAAACAUUUAUUUAAACAUUUUUGUUCAGAUGAAGGGUACAGUUCUAACUGUUUUAAAUAUAAUUUGUGACGUGUUUCCAUUUACCAACCUAUAUUAUCAUACAAUAUACUUUAUUUAUUAAAUGUUAUAUCAUCAAUUGGUGCUAAAUUAUACUUGUAUAAGAGAACGUCACAUAUGAUGUGACCUAUAAAUGAAAUUGUCCCUAUAAUAUAUACUUAAUUAUUGUUUGUUGAAUUGUUGUUUCAAAAUUUAUCUAUAAGUCGUCCUGUUUUUAUUGGGGUUUAGAAAGUUUUGGGAAAAGAAUAUUAUGAACUUUUGUUACCGGUAUAUCGAAUGUUUACUUAUUGCCUGUCUACUUAAUGCAUUAUUUUUGUGUAGUUGUCUACAACACAAUAGAGAAUAUAUCUCGCAGUAACACUGUUAUGUAACCCAUAUGUCGUCGAUUAUCACAUUCGUAAAGCAAUAAUAUUAUAAUCAUUACGGUUUAAUUAAAACAGUUGCAGCAUACUUAUUCUAAGGUUAUCAACGCGAUAACGUUUUAAUUCAUUUAUCUAAAUAAAACUAUAUUACCUUUUAGAAAUAGUCCAGACGGGAGAACAUGAUUUAUGAAAAAGUUAUUUGGUAAUUUGUUUAAUAUAACAGUUUGUUGCCAACUUGGAAUUUAUGAUACACAAAGAAAUGAGCCUAAAUGUUUUGUAACUGUAAAUUACAAUCAAGUUGAUGAUAAACCAAAACGAGUAACAACAGAACUAUUACCACAUGUUUAAUUAUUGAGACAGAUAUUUAAGAAAUUCAAUCAAUAUAACACAACUCUCAUAGUAUAUAAAUAUUAUAUAUUAUAUUACUUACUGGUAUGAAUUAACAUUACGCGAAAUGUUUAUUUAAAUAGUCUUUAGCCAAAUGUUGAAUACAUCAAUAAUUUUAUUGUUUGCACUUAGACAAUAGCAAAUGCAAAAUGUAAUAUUUAGAUACAUUUAGAUGAAGAUUACACGACUUAGAGCUAUUUGUUAAUGAAGAAAAUACAUUGGUAUACAAUAAGGUGUUAAUUACUAUUUUUAGAAUCUUUAAAGAAAUAAUAAAAGUUACAGGAAAAAUAGCAAAUCUUUCUCUUGCAGUUAUUAUUAUGUUUUGUUUUGUUUCACUUGUUUAUAUUUGAUUUAUUAUAAUACCUUCUUUAUUUGAUUGUGACGUUGGCAAAAUCUCAUUAUAUUAACAGCUUAUUUAGUAGAAUGUUGAAUUAUAUUGUGUACUUAUUAUGUUUCAUGAAACGCUAUAGGCAUCUGAAGCUUAACACUGUAAUGUGGACGUUAAAGUGAGUUAUGGGUGACGACCCCGGGCCGUGUGCCACGCGAGUUCCCGGCUCGCUCGUCUGUACACUUUACACUCCGGUGAUAUUACAGCAACGACGACCGACACUAACGAUUCAGAUUAUUAAAAAAUAAAUUUUAUUUUAAUAGUAGCAAAGUAACAACACGGGUUAUUAGUAAAGAGUAGAAUAAAGGUUAAGUUAUUUAUAAUAUUGUAGACAUAAAUAGUAUUGUUAACAAUGGAGUGACUUUUUUAAACUGUAGGGAGCUUGGUAGUCACGAAGAGAGGACUGAUCAGGUAUGUUAUCCUAUGACACUACUCUCAGGUAGACGGUGUGGUUAGAGCUAGAUAUGUUUAAUGUGCUUUCUAUGUUGCUCAAAUUGAUGCUAUGCGGUGAACAAAGUAUUUUUGGUCCAGUACAAAUUGUUGCUUGUGUAUUUUUAUUUUAAACUCCAUGAAUUUAAGCAUCAUCCACACAUUUUAUUUUAAUGAGGCUAUUCUUAUGUUUCUUUUUCAAAUUACGCCUUAAUUUUAAGUUUAUGUGAACGAGGCAGCUACAUACUUCAGUUCCUUGAAUUUUAAUUCCUCUCAGUAAAGAACGAUACGAGUUAUGUUUAUUUUUCAACUUUGAAACCCACCUUUUGUGAUCUUUAAAGCUAAGUUAACUGAAUGUUAUUUUUAUAAUUAUUGUACCUACUUACUGUACUUGCCGAAAUAGUUCCAAAUGCAAACACUUGAGUCCUAUUAUAUCAUAGUGAAAUCUAUUCUUUUUUUUUGUUAUAUUAUUUUUUAAUUUAUUAUUUAGACGUAAUGGUUAUUUCAUAUAUUUUAAGCAGUCCGAUUGGCAAAACUUCAAUGUUUGUUCAAAUCUUGGCUACUGUAAGCACUAUCUAUGAACUCUACAUCGAUGCAACCUAACUUUAUCAUUUUUAUCGUGCUCAGCCACUAAAAUGUAAUUAAUUAUUUUAUUUGGUUCUGAAUUUUUAAUUUUGAUUUGUAUGUUUUAAUUUAAGAUUUACACUACAUGGAUGAGUUUGUUUUGCAUGUUCAUUGAUAUACUGUGGUGCUACUGUUACAUCAGCAUCUUGAUGGUCAAGUAAAUCAAACUUAUACAUAUCGAGUAGGGUCAUCGAUUGUAGUUCAUCAUUUUUAUCAUGGUCAAAUCGAUGUCAUUCAUUCAAUUUGAACAAAUAAAGGUUAAUAUAUUUUA